UAUGUCAAAUGUGACGUUAAAUAAUGAAGUGAUUGUUGUUAUCAGAAAAAUAGCAAAAUAAGCAACAAAGUGUAGAUAAAACUGCUAACAAUUUUGGAUUGACAGUGAAAUUACCAAUUAAUUCUUUCGUGUAGAUCAUAGAAAAUGUUAUCAUCACUUAUAAAAGAACAUCAAUCUAAGCAAGCUGCAAAAAGAGUUGUACAAGAACAAAAACGUAAAGAAUGUAUAGCAGCAGCAAAUGAGCUUACUCAAGCACUUGUAGACCACCUCAAUGUUGGUGUUGCACAAGCAUAUCUAAAUCAAAAGAAAUUGGAUGCAGAAGCCAAACUGCUACAUCAAGGUGCAAUGAACUUUGCUAAGCAAACACAACAGUGGCUUGCGUUGGUGGAAAAUUUCAGUAGUGCACUCAAAGAAAUAGGAGAUGUAGAAAAUUGGGCCCGUAGCAUUGAAAAUGAUAUGAAAAUAAUCACAGACACAUUGGAAAGAGCUUAUGUUACUACACAACAAUCUGGCAGUCAGUAAUUUUAUUUAUAUGUAAGGAGAAAUUAAUAAAUUAAACAAAAGCAUUGCUUAA
Molecule: messenger RNA, 574 nt
Organism: Papilio polytes (common Mormon)
Lineage: Eukaryota; Metazoa; Arthropoda; Insecta; Lepidoptera; Papilionidae
Gene: Blos1
Product: biogenesis of lysosome-related organelles complex 1 subunit 1
Exons: 3
Coding region: 145-522 (125 amino acids)
Biological process (GO): endosomal transport
Cellular component (GO): BLOC-1 complex
Source: RefSeq, a predicted model, not a curated record